Messenger RNA from Aspergillus wentii DTO 134E9, 1523 nucleotides. Its product is annotated as tRNA splicing endonuclease subunit SEN34. The coding region runs from base 138 to 1064 and encodes 308 amino acids. Lineage: Eukaryota; Fungi; Ascomycota; Eurotiomycetes; Eurotiales; Aspergillaceae. Gene Ontology annotation, cellular component: tRNA-intron endonuclease complex. The record is from RefSeq and is a predicted model, not a curated record. Gene Ontology annotation, biological process: tRNA splicing, via endonucleolytic cleavage and ligation; tRNA-type intron splice site recognition and cleavage. Gene Ontology annotation, molecular function: nucleic acid binding; tRNA-intron lyase activity. The transcript is spliced from 2 exons.
AAUUCUUCUUCUCCAUCAAUUCUUCAAAGUCGACAGCUCCUGGUUUUGCUGGACAAAUCCUAGAGCGACUAUCAUGUCAUAUUCUCUUUAAUGCACUGAAUUAAUAUCAUUGGAUCAACCUAGUUGGAACAGUUACAAUGGGCUCCGAACCCACCCUUCCUAUACCGAUUUCAUAUAUAUCCGGUAGCUACUUGAUUUUCUCAAUUGAUGCAGUUACAUAUUUGAGACGCGAGCACCACAUCUGCGGUGUUCUGGUCGGUACUCUGCCGCAGAUCCCUCAGCAAAAUGUCUUCUUGAGUCUGCCAUUGGAGCUGAUGCCGGAAGAGGCGAGGCUGCUGGUGGAAAAGGGUGUAGCGUGCAUCGUAGAUGAGGCAAAGGCCCAUAAGGAUGGCAUGGCAUCUCUCAUGGAGGAGGAUCGAAAAAGAUACCUUCAAGACUUAGAAGCCCAAGGACUCCAAGCCAUGCGUCUCCAAAAUAGUCGAAGGGAGCAGAAGCGAGAGGAAGUCUUAAAGACAUUAGAUGAAAAGAAGGCCGCCAAGGCGAAGAAGGCUGCUCCGAAAGAUACUGCCGAGGAUGACACCAAGGAAGUCCCAGGUCUUGAACUCUUCGCAGGCGACCAGAAACCAGAAGCUAGCAAGCCAUCCUCGCGUGCCCCGCCAGUAUCAUCUGAAGUCGCAAUGGGCGUUACUCCCGCUACUUCCUACCCUCCACUCCCCGCUCAGCCGUCUUCUCAGCAGCUGUUGCCGCUCCCUAAAGUGCAGUCUUCCUAUCCAUUAUUCGCUCAUCUUCACUCGCAAGGUUACUUCUUGUCACCUGGCCUGCGGUUUGGAUGUCAGUAUAUGGCAUAUCCUGGCGAUCCUCUACGGUUUCACUCUCAUUUCCUGGUUGUCUCUGCCGAAUGGGAUGAACCAAUCGAUCUGAUGAAUAUCAUUGUCGGAGGUCGUCUAGGCACCGGUGUGAAGAAGGGAUUCCUCAUCGGCGGAGCUGAGAAGGAGGCCGAAGAAUCCGAGGCCAAGGGCAACGACAGCGUCAGGACGUUCAGCGUCGAGUGGGCGGGAAUGUGAAAUAUGAGUCCCAUGCUCAUCCAGCUGAUUAUUCAACUCCUAUCAUCAUGCUGUUGCUCCCAUCGAGUGUUUACGUCUUCGGAUUGCAGCGACAUCUGUGGUUCUGGUGCCUCUGCUGUCUCAACCGACCUGUGCCAAACAAGUGGGAUACUUGUCAGGUACUAUCCACCUGAUCAACUGACAUGCCAGAACGCGCAUCGCUUCGGCUUACACUACUUGGUGAACAAGCACUGUGGAAGCCUGCCUCAUGCAAAGUAUGAGCUUGGGGUGAAGCACAAAAUGCCAGCACUCAUUGCAGAGGGACGAUGUAUUCUAGCGUAAGAGCAGAACUACAUUGUCAGAGAUGAUUUAUAGCGGGUUCCAAAGGAAUGUCUGUAGACAUUCAGGAUCUAAGCCUUAUGUAUUACCAUGCAUUUUCGCAAAAAGAAUUUCAUAAAAUCAAAAAUCAUUUACAUCAGC